Messenger RNA from Gamsiella multidivaricata, 615 nucleotides. RefSeq lists its product as uncharacterized. The record is from RefSeq and is a predicted model, not a curated record. Lineage: Eukaryota; Fungi; Mortierellomycota; Mortierellomycetes; Mortierellales; Mortierellaceae. The transcript has a single exon. The coding region runs from base 115 to 510 and encodes 131 amino acids.
GAGGUAAAUUCAGUCGGAAGUGGAUUGCUUUAAAUAACUACAGCUGCAUCCUUGCACAUCAGACAAUAUUGCAAAGUCUAACAUUGGGAAUGUACACCCAUAGAAGAAUCGAACAUGAACAGGAAGAAUCCCGAGACACAACGCUGGCAGUUCUAUCACCCCCAUUUUCAGCGCGACUUUCCUCAUCUGCGCAAGAACAUCAAGCGUAAAUCUGCAAGAUCGAUGAACACAGCCCCAGCAACAUCAAGGGUGGUAUUCGAGCACGGAAAGGGAUACUUUCUUCAAAGGAACGACAGGUCCAGGUCUAACAGUGGUGAAGGUGGUCAACAUUCAGGUCUCGCUUACAAGUCAAGCUUGCCACCACACCAUCACCAGCACCAUCCGCAAGCGCCCCCAAGUCGCCAUCUCGGUCAACCAUCCCCUACAAUGCGUCCUACUACCGGAGGCCGCCAUCCUUCACUCACCAAUAGCCUAAGAGAGCCCGAGGUUCGGGACUCAACUUUGGUAUGAAGAAUUCUCAUCACCCCUGUUUAAAAGAACGCGCGAUUAUUUUCCUAACAUGUGAACCUAUUGUGGGCCCUUUUCGUCAAUAGAUGCGAGAUUCAACACACCAGC